Messenger RNA from Meloidogyne enterolobii, 2310 nucleotides. The record is from the annotation of a GenBank genome assembly. Lineage: Eukaryota; Metazoa; Nematoda; Chromadorea; Rhabditida; Meloidogynidae.
AUGGAAACAAAAAAAGAAGUAGUAGCAUUCUCUUUGGAUUCAGAAUAUGUCCAAGAAUAUAUUAAAGAAAAUCCAGCUUUUCUUAAUAUUGUUUCUUCUUUGGCUUUAAAUCAAACAUAUUUAGAAUUAUUUAGUCAAUUAAUUUUGGAAGUAAAUGAAUUAAUUGAAGUAAAUAGGCAUAAACAAGAAGAAAUUAAAUUGUGUCGAUUUGGGGAUUUGGAAGUAAAUGAAAAAAUAACGAGAAAGAGAAUGAAUUUGCCUUCUUGUUGUUAUCCUUAUUUUAAAGAUUUUAAUGGAAUGUCUGCAGGUCUGAAUGCCGAAGCUUUAGCAAUUAAAGAACUUUCUGUUGAUCCAUUAAUGGAGGAAGGGCGGCGAUGGAAUUAUUAUGAAAUUAAUUUGUUACGUAUUUCUGUCUGUUCUUCACUUAAAGAUGGAAAAAUUGGAAUUAUUAAUUUUGGAAAAGAAAUUGUUUUAAAUAAAUUAAAUGCUGCGGGUGUUGAAAUAACUAAAACACAAAAACAGAAAUGGAUUGGGGAAAUUGAACGUGCAAACAAACAAAUUGCCAAAAUUCGUGCCCAACCAAUAAAUACUUUUCUUCAAAAAAAUCGUGAUUAUUCUACUGUCGAUUGGGCUAGAAUCUCUGCUAGUGAUUUUAAAGGACUUCGUUCAAUUUCCCAACUUCGCCAAAAAUGGUAUAACCAAUUAUGUCCAAAUUUAAGCAAAACAAAAUGGACAGAAGAAGAAGACAAACAAUUAAUUGAUUUGUCCAAAAAUUUUUCUAAUUGGAAUGUUAUAUCUGAAAAUAUGGGAAAUACUCGAUCGGCAUUUCAAUGCUUUCAACGAUUUAUUUAUUUGAAACAAAAUGGUGGAGAGCCAAAUCUUUGGAAGCCUAAAGAAGAUAGAAAGUUGCUCAAAUUGAUUAAGUUGCAUAAAGUUGGAGAUGAAAUUCUUUGGGCUAAAAUUGCUGGUUAUAUGCCUGGUAGAACUAAAAUGAGUUGUGAAUAUCGUUAUUCACGUACUUUAGCUGAAAAAAUACACAGAGGUCGUUGGACUGAAGAGGAAGAUUUGAAACUUUUGGAGGCUGUUGAUAAAUAUGGAGCUAGGAAUUGGAUUAAAGUUUCUGAAUGCGUUCAGGGCCGAUCACCUCUUCAAUGUAGAAAUAGAUGGGUACAUGUACUCGAUCCUAAACGUCGUGACCGGCCAUGGACAUUAGAAGAGCAUAUAAGAUUGUUCUAUUUUAUUCGUCUUUUUGGUCGUGAUAAAUGUGCUAAAAUUGCAAAAUUUUUGCCCGGAAGGAAUAAUAUGGAUGUUCAUAUGCGGAUUAGAUUUUUGAUUAAAUUACAUAUUGAGAAAAAUUCUGAGGAAAAAUCUCCUGUUUUUCGUCAUUUUGCUUACAAUUAUAUUCAUUAUAAAACCCGUCGUAAAACUAUUAUGGAUAACUUCAGCAAAUAUUUGGAGGAUAAACAGAAAGACAAAAAGACAUUUAUGAAAGAAAGACUUGGAUUUGGUUCAUUUAUAGGUUUGAAUUUUUGGAGAGAAAAAUUUAUUUAUUUUUUAGAAAAUAAUAUUAAAAAGUCAAAAUCUUCUGAACAAGUUAAUGAAUGGAGUGUUAUUGGAUCUGGUAGAUGGACUAGACUUCAACAGAGAAAUCCGAAUGAGCAGGAUCAUAAGGAAAGAAAAAAGGAACUUGAAUUGCUUCCAGAUGAUCAACGUGCAGAGGUAUUAUUAUGGUUAGAAAAAUCUGAUGCUAGAUUAGAAGCUGAACAAGAAUGUGAAAAACAAAUACCUGAAGAUCCUGAACUUGCUGUAAAAUUUUAUGAAAAAAUGUUUACUAAAGAAAGAAUUGAAGGAUUAUUUAAAUUAAUUGAAGAAUUAAUUCCGCCAAAACAAAAGGAUAUUACUUAUUUUGAAAAUCAACAAAAUCGGAGUAAGAGUGUUGGAAGGUCUAAAAGUCUUGUUUCUCGCUGCAAAAGUGUUGGGACUACUAAACUGGAGUCCGUAAAAAAUGAAGAAGUUGUUGAAGAGAAAGAAGAAAGUUUGGCAAAAAAGAAGAGAAAUAUUUUUGGAAGAAUUAAUGAAAAUAAGAAGAAGAAUAGUAAAUUAGAAGAAAAGGAGGAGGAAAAGGAAAAUAAAGAAGUAAAAAAAGAAGAAAAUAAGGAGGAAGUAGAAAAAGAAAUUUUAAUUGAAAAUAAUCGUCAAAGAAAAUCAAAAAUUAAGGCAAAGGAACGUAUUGAAAAUGAUGUUAAAGUUUUAAAUAAAACAAAGUCUUUAAUUAAUGUUAGAGGAAAGAAACGCAAACUUGAAUGGUAA